Molecule: messenger RNA, 3851 nt
Organism: Juglans regia (Persian walnut)
Lineage: Eukaryota; Viridiplantae; Streptophyta; Magnoliopsida; Fagales; Juglandaceae
Product: histone-lysine N-methyltransferase ATX3
Exons: 23
Coding region: 488-3637 (1049 amino acids)
Biological process (GO): regulation of transcription by RNA polymerase II
Molecular function (GO): protein binding
Source: RefSeq, a predicted model, not a curated record
AGCAUUGACGGCAUUGUUUAGACGGGACGAUUCUGGGCACCUUUCAGGCUUCCUCUUUCUAUAAUAUCGAACUGGUUUCUCCAAAAUUUUUUGGUUUUUCUUCACAUAAUUCAUACCCUCUAUUACUAACCGAUUUGAAUUCUUUCGUCUUGAUUUUUGUUUUAAUUUUUUUUUCUCGGCGCUUUAAGAAGUUUCAUGAAAGUUUGAAUUGUAUCUUUUAGAAAAAAAAAAAAAAAAAAAGAAUUGUAUCUGCCUUCUUCCCUCUGACUGCCUGAUUAGGGUUCUGCUCGAAAUAUAGGGUUUAUAUUUAAAUUGGGGACUGUAUUUCUGAGAGCCAUUGCUAAUUCAAAAACUAAAAUCGCGGAGCAAAUAAUACGUGGAGAUUCUGAAUUCGGUUCUGUUGUUUUGGAUUUAUGGUUUUGGUGUUUGAUGCGAAGUUAGGGUUUGGUUUCAUAGUUUGAAUUCGCCGACUCGAACUGUUGGGAAGAUGAUUAUCAAACGAACUAUGAAACCUGAAAUGCCGAAUUUGAAGCGGUGCAAGCUCGAAGAUUCCGAUUGGGAAGAAGAAGACGACGACCGUGCGUGCUCGGUUAACCCCAAGAGAAGGAAACCCAAUGGGUAUCUCUCAGUCGGUAGCGGUGAGGUUAAAGAUUUCAGCAAUGGUUCAGGUUAUUUAUGGCGGAGCGAAAGCGAAGGAUCGUAUUGGGGCGGAGAGUUCGAGUUGAACUCGAAGCAAUUAAAUGGAAAAGGAGAGAUUCAACAGUGCUCGGAGCGAUUUCGGCCGCCGCUGUUAAAAUCGUCGCGAGGGCGGGUGCAGAUGUUGCCUUCGAAGUUUUAUGACUCCGUUGUUGACGUAUGGAAGACCGGGGAGUCGAAAUUCAAUAGCAAGGAUUCGAGCUUAGAAGGAGACGAAAUGGAAGUAAAAGAUAUGGAAUUUAUUAAAAGGAGCGAGGAGGAUAAGUCUAGGUUCAAGAACUUGAAGCUUUGUCCAAACUCUGAGAAGGAACGGGAAGGGAAAGCUGGUUAUGUGGGUUAUAAGAAUUUCUAUCGUAGGAAGUAUUUGAAUUCGAGUAGCUCCACGGCAAAGAGUUUUGGUUUGAACUCUCCAGCGUUGACAAGAAGUAACGGUUAUAAACCCAAGUAUAGUUUUACCGGAAUUGAGCGACUGGCGAAAGGGAAUGCUGGAAAGAGGAAAGAAGUUUAUAAGCCCGAGGACUUUGCUUUGGGAGAUAUAGUUUGGGCAAAGUGUGGGAGGAGAUACCCGACUUGGCCGGCGGUAGUGAUCGAUCCCAUAUCGCAAGCUCCAGAAACGGUCUUGAGUUGCUGUGUUCCUGGUGCUAUAUGUGUAAUGUUUUUCGGGUAUUCGAAGAAUGGAACACAAAGGGAUUAUGCGUGGGUGAAGCAGGGAAUGUUAUUUCCCUUCCUGGAAUUCAUGGAUAGAUAUAAGGGGCAGACCCAAUUGUACAAGAGCAAGCUGAGUGAUUUUCAGAGGGCAUUGGAGGAAGCACUGUUGGCUGAAAACGGUAUUCUGGACACAAACCUUGGGGCUGGGGAAAUAGCAAAUCCGGAAACAAAUCCCAAGGAAAUGCAAGAGGCUACUGACUCAAAUCUGGACCAGCAAUGUUCUGGGAAUCAGGAUGAACACUGUAAGGAUCCAAUACCAUGUGAUGGCUGUGGUUUGUUUCUGCCAUCCAGAACCAUGAAGAAAAUGAAGGGUCCAACUUGUGAGACCCUGCUUUUGUGUAAACAUUGUGCUAAGCUACGAAAAUCUAGACAAUAUUGUGGCAUUUGCAAGAAGAUUUGGCACCAUUCAGAUGGAGGGGAUUGGGUGUGUUGUGAUGGUUGUAAUGUUUGGGUGCAUGCAGACUGCGACAAUAUUUCCAGUGAACUAUUCAAGGAUCUGGAGCACAUUGACUACUAUUGCCCAGAUUGCAAAGAGAAGUCCAACUCUGAAUUAUCAGCUACAGGAAAAGGCCAGCCGAAAGUGAACAGUUCUGUAGAGAAUAGCGGACAAACUGUUUUGCCUGAGGUCGUAACUGUGGUGUGCAAUGGCAUGGAAGGAACAUAUAUUCGAAGCCUUCAUUUAGUAAUGUGUAAAUGUGGUUUGUGCGGGUCAAAGAAGCAAACGCCCAGUGAAUGGGAACGACACACAGGUUGCAGAGCCAAAAAGUGGAAGUAUAGUGUGAAAGUGAAGGAUACAAUGCUGCCACUGGAAAAAUGGAUUUCAGAGUAUAAUGCACAUGGUAUGGAUCCUCUGAAGUUUGAUAAGCAGCAGUUACUCACUUUUUUGCAAGAGACGUAUGAGCCCGUUCAUGCAAAAUGGACGACGGAAAGGUGUGCCGUAUGUAGAUGGGUUGAAGAUUGGGAUGAUAACAAAAUCAUUAUCUGCAACAGAUGCCAAAUAGCCAUCCACCAAGAAUGCUAUGGGACAAAAUCUGUUCAGGAUUUUACUUCAUGGGUUUGUAGAGUAUGUGAAUCACCUAAUAUCAAGAGAGAGUGUUGCCUUUGUCCUGUAGAAGGUGGUGCUCUGAAGCCAACCGAUGUUGACUCGCUGUGGGCUCAUGUCACAUGUGCUUGGUUCCGGCCUGAAGUUGGUUUCUUAAAUCAUGAGAAAAUGGAACCUGCUGUUGGAAUCCUUAGAAUUCCGUCCAAUUCGUUUUUGAAGCGAUGCAUAAUCUGCAAGCAGAGUCAUGGUUCCUGCACACAGUGCUGCAAGUGUGCUACUUAUUUUCAUGUGAUGUGUGCCUACAGAGCAGGUUAUUGCAUGGAAUUGCACAGCUGGGAAAAGAAUGGGACACAAAUGACUAAAAAGUUGAUAUAUUGUGCAGUUCACAGGGUCCCAAACCCUGAUUCUGUUGUAGCUGUUCAUACUCCUUCAGGAGUUUUUUCUGCCAGAAGCCUGCUGCAGAACCAGAAGGGGUGCUUCAGGGGUUCAAGGCUGGUUUCACUAAAGAAAACUGAACUUCUUGAGUCCUCAAACUUAGAGAGUGAUGAGUUUGAGCCACUCUCUGCAGCAAAAUGCCGCGUUUUCAAAAGAUUAAAGAACAAGAGGGCUGAAGGGCAGCCGUUAUUCCACAGACCAAUGGGACCAAGCCAUCAUUCUUUAGAUGCAAUAAAUAGCUUGAGCACAAAUAAUGAAUUAGAAGGUCCCAAGAUUUUCACUUCCUUGAAGGAACGACUUUACCACUUACAGAGAACCGAAAAUCAUCGGGUUGGCUUUGGUAAAUCUGGUAUACAUGGAUGGGGUCUCUUUGCGCGUAGGAACAUUCAAGGAGGAGAAAUGGUGGUUGAGUAUCGUGGUGAGCAGGUGAGGCGCAGUGUUGCAGAUCUGAGGGAGGCAAAGUAUGGAUUAGAAGGCAAAGAUUGUUACCUUUUCAAGAUCAGUGAGGAAGUAGUAAUUGAUGCUACAGAUAAAGGGAAUAUAGCGCGUCUAAUCAACCACUCGUGCAUGCCCAACUGUUAUGCGAGGAUCAUGAGUUUGGGUGACGAGGAGAGCAGGAUAGUUCUUAUUGCAAAGACUAAUGUUUCUGCCGGUGAAGAACUAACGUAUGAUUACUUGUUCGAUCCGGAUGAGCGUGAUGAAUUGAAAGUUCCUUGCCUUUGUGGAGCUCCCAAUUGUAGAAAAUUCAUGAAUUAAGUUGCACAUUCUUUUUCCCCAUUUUUGUCUCCAAGGAGCUGACCGAUCUCCAAAUAUCGAUGAGGGAGGAUUCAUUCUUUUAUACCAGUGGGCUUGCAAAUGUAAUUUUUAACCCCCAUUUGUAUUAGUAUCAUUCAAUUGCAAUAAAAUGUAAAUAAUUGCAAUUUCCAGGUACAGUGUAAUCUCAACUUCAAUUAUACAUUAUUGUUUGCAA